UCCGCACAUCAGCUCGAAUUUGAUUAGAGAUUCGGACCGGUUUUGCGCAUACAGCAGCAGCAGCUUCUGCAUGUGACAUCGGACAGCGCCGACAUUUCCAGUCAUUGAAUUCCUCGUGUGAUUGGAGGACGUUGAUGGCUAUUCAAUACUGGCAGCUAGCUCAACCAGCAGCUCAAUCAGUUCCGCAUAGUCAACAUUGCGCGUUGGUUGUAUAUCCAAAAAGACAAAAAAAGAGCGGCCAUCUCGUUUGUAUAGCGAAAUCGAUCGCCUGGUAAUAAUAAGUGAAACUUGGAUUCUUUGGUGACCACCGGUAGAUCCAUCACGACCGCAUCCAUCAUCACGCAGCAGCAAGAGAUUAUUGGACAGAUUCAAUGGCCCAUUAGUUCUUCGCCUAUAGCUGCUCUGGUGUAUAAACUGUACACACAAUACAAAACGCCGGGGGUUUGGCGUUCAUUUGCCAGCACAGCAGUUGGAUCCCGCAAAACGCAAUUCAGUCCCAUCAGUGGAUAAUAGUGGAUAAUUAUAACAACAACGGGGAAGGGGGGGUCUCUCGUUUCACAUCAAACGUAUUUUCUCAUAUAAUAGCAAUCGAGAAUCGGGUGCAAAAUCAAGUUACAGGAGGAUAUAUCAAAUAUCAACGAAGCUAUAGACGCGGGAUUAUUGGGUUACUACUGCGUUGCCCGAGAAAAUCGCGCAGAAAAACUUAACUGAAAACCACACACGGUACAUUUGUGAUCGCGCUUUUUUCGUUGGUCGUUAUAUUGGUUGUGGAUUGUAUAUGUAGUUGUUGUCGGACAACAUUGUUUCGUCAUCAAUGGCAGCAGCUUUAAAAAGAUCUUGACCCGAAAGCACUCACGGUAAUACGUUACUAGCUUCCCGCGCUCGACCGGUUUCACUCGCCUGGUCGAACUAAUGCACAACGGCGGCCGGACGAAGAUGGCCAGCACCAGCAGCACCUUGGCCAUCCCUGCAAACACUUCGGGGACCUUUCUCGUGGGAUUCAUCUUCGACUUUGUGAAAGAGAGGCAAAGUGAUUUAAUGGAGAGCCAAUUGAUGACGAGCAACAAUGACGCAUCGCUAAACAUUGUCAGUCGCAUCGACAUUGAUGCUGAGCAGACAGACGCGGAAUUGAUGGCCCAUUUGUUGAUGCCCGUCUGGGCCUACCAGUCGGCCGCCGUCUAUUUGAUCUUCAUCAGCGUCCUCGGUCUCUUCAUGAACAUUGUCGUCAUCCUAGUCAUCGUCAACGAUCCGCAGAAGAUGACGUCGCUGAAUUGGAUGUUGCUCAAUUUGGCCUGUUCCGACGGAUUGAUUGCCGGAUUCGGGACGCCCAUCUCGGCAGCUGCAGCUCUGCAAUAUAAUUGGCCUUUCAGCGAUGAAUUGUGUGUCGCCUACGCCAUGAUCAUGUCCACUGCAGGAAUUGGAUCGAUCACGACAUUGACGGCGCUGGCCUUGUGGCGAUGUCAACUGGUCGUGUACUGCCCGGCCAAGCGGAGCGGGGCCUUCGCCAAUCACCAUAGCGGCGGCGGCGGCGGCGGCAGCGCCAAACUGGGCCGAGUCCAGGCCGCCGUUUUGCUGACUCUCAUCUGGGCCUAUUCGUUGGCCGUCACUUGCCCGCCGCUGUUCGGAUGGGGACGCUACGACCGAGAAGCCGCCCACAUCAGCUGCUCGGUCAACUGGGAGUCCAAGAUGGCCAACAACCGCUCCUACAUCCUCUACAUGUUCGCCUUUGGAUUAUUCGUCCCGUUUCUCGUCAUCAUUUGCUCUUACGUCAGCAUCCUACGCGUCGUCAAACAGACGGGCAAGUUCAAGAGGACCAUGAUGGCGACGCUUCAGCCGACGCCGCAACACCAAAUCAGCGACCACCAAGCGAAUCCGACGGCAAAGAAAAUGGAACAGAAAAAGGGAAACGACGCGGCCGAGAAGCGAGUGACGGUGAUGGUGGCCUGUAUGGUCGGCGCCUUUAUGGCCGCCUGGACUCCUUAUUCCAUUCUGGCCCUCUUCGAGACUUUUAUCGGAGUCGCCGGCCAUUCCGGCGGACCAGGCAGGAACAUGUCGAACACGACGUUUAGCCUCGACGGCCAGCAGCAAUUCAACGACAAUCAGCCGACCAAUGAGGCAGACGACAGCCAUUUCUUUUAUUAUUACGUCGGAACUAUUUCGCCGGCAUUCGCCACCAUUCCGUCACUGUUCGCCAAAACAUCCGCCGUCCUCAAUCCGCUCAUCUACGGACUUCUCAACACUCAGUUCCGGUCGGCUUGGGAGAAAUUUACGACGCGGUUCCUUGGCCGCCGCUGUCUUUACCAACAUUCCUCUAAUAGGAAUAAAUUCAGUAGGAAUUUCCUGAAUUGCGCUGAUGGCGGUCGUGGAUCUCCUUCUCUGAAGCAAUCGAUAACUGUCCACCUGUCGAUGAAGGAAAUCGUUUCCAGUGAGUCGCAAUCGGCUUACGUCAUGGCCAGCACGGUGGGGGGCCAGCCGGGCAUCACUUUGCUUCUUCAUAAAGAAAACCAGGACGUCAUGGAUAUGCGAGCCCAGCAGCAUCAUAUUCAUUCACCCUCGCUGACGUCAUCCUCUUGUUCAAUGGCCGAUCCGGAGUCGUCCGUGUCCAUCCGGAUGAAAUCCCUCAAGAAUCCCGUUCGCCAUCCCAAUCAACAAGAAGAGCAUCAACUGGAUCAUCACAAAUUGGUGGUGGUCCGUUUGGUCUCGGACUCGACCAGUUGUUCCUGCAUCAACGACGACCACCUCCUUCCCCAGCAAUCGACGGAAGAGUCGGCGUUCUAAUAAUCCACAACCAAUUUUUUUUUCCCGCCAAAGAAAUUCAAACGAGAAAUCAACGAAAGUGAUUCAUCUAGAAAUUCGCCGAAUAAUUGACGAUGCCGACAAAUUGAAAGAGAAAGAAUUCGCAGCGCUGCUGAAAUAAAGGAUUGUCGCAGUAGUAUCUCUCUUUCGGUGAAAUGGCUCCGUUUGAUGUGUCAUCCAAUCGCGGAUGCAUCCAUUUCUCUCUGUUCAAGAGAGAAAAGAGAAAUCAAUUCCCCUUUACUUGGCAUCUAAUCUCUUUUUUUCUUAUUCUUCACUGCUGUUGUGCAACAAUUACACACACACACACAUACUAUACUGCAUCAGCUCCUAACGACGGCAGCAGCCAGCAGGAAAACAAGGAAAAAUCUAAUCCUCCUUCUCUUUGGGAUGUCUAUAGAAAUAAAAAAGAAACAGAGUGGGAAGUUUUGCAUCAUAGAUAUGGGAUGAUAUCAUUCAGCAGACAAACCCUCGGACAAACCUAUGAUAUAAGACAUUAAAGUUAUGUGUAUUUCUCUGCGCCGGCCGCUGUUUACUCGAAUACUUUUCUGCAAAUGAAAUUGUGACAUUCUCUCAUCAGUCAGAGUUAUUAUUAUUAUUAUCAUGUGUGUGUGUGUAUUCACCUUCGUGUACUAUUCUGCAUUAUUUGCGCACGUGCGCGGUUAUAUUGUCUGGUGGGAAUAUCGAUCCACACCGCGGGAGGACAGGCUACACCGCAUCUCAUUAAUUUGAUUCGACUAUAUUAUACACUCAUGUCGGUGAUGUCAUAUCCCGGUGUGUUGCGUCGCGUAUAUUUCCGCCAAGUAAAUCAUUAUAUCAAAUAGGAUGUGACAACAUCGG
Daphnia pulex (common water flea) is the source of this 3633-nucleotide messenger RNA. RefSeq names its product melanopsin-like. Lineage: Eukaryota; Metazoa; Arthropoda; Branchiopoda; Diplostraca; Daphniidae. The transcript has 7 exons. Gene Ontology annotation, molecular function: G protein-coupled receptor activity. The record is from RefSeq and is a predicted model, not a curated record. Gene Ontology annotation, biological process: G protein-coupled receptor signaling pathway. Bases 913 to 2778 code for a protein of 621 amino acids. Gene Ontology annotation, cellular component: photoreceptor outer segment; membrane.